This is a messenger RNA of Nicotiana tabacum (common tobacco), 814 nucleotides long. RefSeq names its product nectarin-1-like. Gene Ontology annotation, molecular function: manganese ion binding. The record is from RefSeq and is a predicted model, not a curated record. NCBI's taxonomy places the organism in Eukaryota, Viridiplantae, Streptophyta, Magnoliopsida, Solanales, Solanaceae.
UUAUAAAUAAAGCUACCAUUUUCUCUCCUUCUCUAACUUCCUCCAAUCCUAUCCAUGGCUUACAUGAUCCUUUUCAAGGUAGCCAUCACCAUUUUAAGUAUUACUUUUAACAGAGUUUCUGCGUCUGAUCCAGAUCCACUCCAGGAUGUUUGUGUCGCUAAUUAUAACUCAUCUGUAACGGUGAAUGGAUAUGCAUGCAAAAGUAAUUACACAUACACACCAGAAGAUUUUGCAUCAAUGGCAAUUGCACAACCAGGAGAACCAAAUAUAUUUGGCACUAAAGUCGGUGUAGCCAACGUUGACAACAUGCCUGGCCUUAACACACUGGGAAUGUCAUGGUCUCGAGUAGACUUCGAACGUGAUGGUUUAAACCCUCCACAUACUCACCCACGAGCCACAGAAAUAAUUUUCGUGCUUGACGGUGACUUAAGGGCUGGAUUCAUCACUACGGACAAUGUUUUUGUUAACAAGUUGAUUACAAAGGGAGAAGUCUUUGUUUUCCCAAGAGGUCUCAUCCAUUUCCAGUUUAAUGUCGGCAAAAGUAACGCAAGUAUACUUGUGGCAUUCGAUAGCCAGAAACCUGGCGUUCAGCCUGUAAUUUCCAUGUUUGCAACUAAACCUAGUAUUCCAGAUGAUGUUAUGGCUAAGGCAUUCCAAACUAGUGUUGAGGAAGUUCAGAAGAUAAGGGAAAGACUUGUACCUACGAAUGUGACCAUGGAAUAUAGUCAUGCAAUUAUGUAGUCAAUUAAUAUUGUAAACAUAAUAAAUAAAUAUGGUGGAUAUGAAUUAUUUAUUUAUAUUUAUUUGUACGGUC